AUGUACUACUUCAUCGACCUGAAAUUCAAUCUGCAAAUAUCUAACAAUACCAAGAUCAGUAUGCCAUUGGCAACCCCAUCCUCAUCCAUUGGAACAGAGUCGAUGAGAGGCGCUAAAAUCAGCACGCCCACUCCAUCCCCAUCUACGGGAACUGAGUCAAUGAGAGUCUCUACAAACCAUCUCGCCCAAGUGCAAGAUGUCGCAAACAAAUACCAGUCAGCUCGACAUGAAUGCAUGACCCAGGAGGGUACAGCAGAAGACAGCGUCGCCAGAUAUGAAGAUACACAAGACGUCGGUUCUGAUUUGGGCUGCUUUGCUGGGUGUGUGGGAUAUAAGAUGGGCGCUAUAAAUGAGGGUGGAGGAUUCAAUGAGAAGAAUUGGGUAGAUCAUGUUUCGCAAAUCGAUGAUGCGGAAGAACGGAGAAGACUUUGGUAUGAGGGAAGUAUUAUGUCUCACUCGGUUAAUGGAAUGAACCGUUGUGAUACUGGUAAUAAGUUGGCGAGGCUUUCGAAGGAGUUCUCUAAGCCACCUAAGGAGCAAAACCUGGAAUCCGUUUGA
Messenger RNA from Penicillium angulare, 558 nucleotides. Its product is annotated as pheromone/general odorant binding protein. Gene Ontology annotation, molecular function: odorant binding. Lineage: Eukaryota; Fungi; Ascomycota; Eurotiomycetes; Eurotiales; Aspergillaceae. The record is from RefSeq and is a predicted model, not a curated record. The coding region runs from base 1 to 558 and encodes 185 amino acids. The transcript has 2 exons.